AUGGCUCGUACAAAGCAAACAGCACGUAAAUCCACCGGCGGCAAGGCUCCAAGGAAGCAGCUCGCCACCAAGGCUGCACGCAAAUCAGCACCGACAACAGGAGGCGUGAAGAAGCCACACAGAUACAGACCUGGAACCGUUGCACUUCGUGAAAUCCGAAAGUAUCAGAAGAGUACUGAGCUUCUCAUCAGAAAACUCCCAUUCCAGAGACUUGUUCGUGAAAUUGCUCAGGAUUUCAAGACUGAUUUACGAUUCCAGAGCCAUGCUGUUUUGGCUUUGCAAGAGGCUGCUGAAGCUUACCUUGUUGGAUUAUUUGAGGAUACUAAUCUUUGCGCUAUCCAUGCCAAGCGUGUUACCAUCAUGCCUAAGGAUAUCCAGCUCGCCAGGAGGAUUCGUGGUGAGAGGGCUUAG
Messenger RNA from Dovyalis caffra, 411 nucleotides. The record is from the annotation of a GenBank genome assembly. Lineage: Eukaryota; Viridiplantae; Streptophyta; Magnoliopsida; Malpighiales; Salicaceae.